AUGAAAGCUAGUAGGCAAAAGAGUUAUGCAGAUUUGAAAAGGAAGCCCCUAGAAUUUGAAGAGGGCAACAAGGUAUUCUUGAAGGUAGCUCCAAUGAAAGGAAUUAUGAGAUUUGGGAAGAAAGGAAAGUUGAGUCCAAGGUAUGUAGGACCCUUUGAGAUUCUUGAAAGGGUUGGACCUGUGGCAUACAGACUUGCUUUGCCACCUGAGUUUUCCAAUGUCCAUGUUGAAGAUCUACCUUAUGUGGAAGAACCAUUGGAGAUUCUUGAUCGGAAGGAUAAAGUUCCACGGAAUCGAGCCAUCCCAUUGGUGAAAGUCCUUUGGAGGAAUCAUUCAAGCCAAGAAGCAUCAUGGGAGCUUGAGUCCGAUAUGCGAGCAAAGUUUUCCUAA
Molecule: messenger RNA, 390 nt
Organism: Telopea speciosissima
Lineage: Eukaryota; Viridiplantae; Streptophyta; Magnoliopsida; Proteales; Proteaceae
Exons: 2
Coding region: 1-390 (129 amino acids)
Source: RefSeq, a predicted model, not a curated record